CUACGGUCCUGCCUGGUCUCCGCGUGAGUCCCCGGGUUCUGCCGAGCCUUGCCAGCCUUGCUUGGGACGCCCCCUAGGCGAGGGGUCGCGCAGGGGCUGUGGGAACUGGAUGGGCAAAGCUGUCUAUCCCUGGGCCCAGUCAUUCCUGCUGGCUCCCAACGCAGAGCCGGAGCCCAGAAACGGAGUUGUCGGGUUUCCUUUGACCUUGGGAAGCCGAGAAGGUUAUCUGCACCAUGGCGAUGAAUAAUGUCCGAUUACUUGCUGGUGUUUUAAGAAAGACAGAUGCCUGGAUUGGACUCUGGGGUGUGCUCCGAGGGACAUUUUGUACACACAAACGCUGUACCUCCUGGAAUCGAUACUUGUAUUUUUCAAGUACUGAGUUAAAUAUAUCAGAUUAUAAAGCACUUUCCCAUAAUAUGUUCUCACUGAGAAUCCCAUCUCCUGAACAUAUUUUUCCAUUUUUCAUAAGACCGAAAAGUAAUGUAAGCUCUAAAAAUUCUACUAAAAAGUCUCCACAAAAAGUAGAGGAUGAAGAGGACUCUGAUACAGAAAAGGAUCGUGAUGAAAUGAGUGAGGCAGAAGAGGAGCUUGAGGACGACUCUGGCGUGGUCAGAGACUACAAAGACCUGGAGAAAGCAGUGCCAUCGUUUCGAUAUGAUGUGAUCUUGAAGACAGGCCUAGAUAUUGGGAGGAACAAAGUGGAAGAUGCAUUCUACAAAGGUGAACUCAGGCUGAAUGGAGAAAAAUUAUGGAAGAAAAGCAGAACGGUGAAAGUGGGAGAUACACUGGAUCUUCUCAUUGAAGGGAACAAAGAGGCAGGAACAGAGACGGUGAUGCGAAUUCUCCUGAGAAAAGCCUCUGAAGAGAAGACUGCAAAUGAAAAGUACCGAGUGGUGUUGCGACGCUGGAAGAGGCUAGAGUUGCCUAAGAAGAAUAUGUCUAAAUAAAUGGAUUGCAUUCUAAUGAUAAAGCUGCUUUUUAGUGGUAGGGGAAAGGGCCAAAUCAACAGGAGGACAUUUUUAUUAAAAUAAAGUUCUCUUACCAUUUGUGGAA
This is a messenger RNA of Otolemur garnettii (small-eared galago), 1053 nucleotides long. RefSeq names its product chromosome unknown C6orf203 homolog (gene MTRES1). Bases 234 to 947 code for a protein of 237 amino acids. NCBI's taxonomy places the organism in Eukaryota, Metazoa, Chordata, Mammalia, Primates, Galagidae. The record is from RefSeq and is a predicted model, not a curated record. The transcript is spliced from 4 exons.